AUGAUCACCAGUGGCAAGCUGCUACCGUUGCUCUCCUCUACUAGCUCGCCACUCUCACAUAUCACACGCUUCAACUGCACAGGCCGAUCAUUCACCAGCACCUUUGGCGAGCAGCUGGAAGCGUGUCCCCCGCCACCACACCGGCCACCCGGAGACUGGAACAUCUUUGGCGCACUACACACCUUGGACAUCGCACUCAACUUCCCUCGCGUCAACAAUGAGGCCACCGAUCAGAUCCUGCGUCUACUGGUCGCGCAGGGCGCACACCGCAACAUGGAUACACUGACAUUGCGAGCAUUCCACAACUUCCCAUUUGACAGACUGGCGGACUUCCCAGCGAUCACCUCGCUCGGCCUCAACGUCUCGAUCUUUGGCUUUGGCGGCACGACCGACAGCAGCCAACACUCAUUCGCCGCACUCGCCGCCUAUCUCGAGAGCAAGACAACGUCGAUGCGUAGUCUGCACUUCCACUUUGCCGGCUCGAGCUUCAAGCCCACGCUCACCAUCACACCACCAGACACGGCGUUCUCGCGUGCCAUCCUCUCCUGCCAGCCCUUGCAGCACCCCACAUCCGGGCUGGCUGCGCUUCGACUGUCCGGCGUGAUCAUUGAGCGUCCAGACGCGUUCUUUUCUGGUCUCUCCAAACUUCGCUGUCUGACUAGUCUGCGGUUCGACUCGCUCGUCAACACUUCGGCUACACAGUUCAACGCUGCGUUGGCCACAUUCCUUCGCCAGAACAACACACUCGAGCGCCUCUACCUCGCCUUCCCCGCCGGCGAGCACAUCAUGAAGUUGCUGCCCAACAACACGCGCAUCUCCACUCUCUCGCUACACCCGCUGUUCAUGGUCAAGUUCAACGCGGCCCUUCGCAAGCUGGUGUUGCGCGACGUCAACCACGCCACAUUGGACGAGUUCGCCAAGAUGAACCGCGACCACGCUGGCCUGUGCUCACUUAACGUGGGCAUGUCGUCCACCACCAAGAACACCGACCUCCACUUGUUUGGCAGCAUUGUGCAGCUGAUAAUGGUGUCGGCCACCAUCACGCGACUCAAAUGGAGCGGGUUCAAUUGGAUCCAGUUCCGGCCACUGAUCACCGCGCUCCAGGGUACGCGAUCAGUCAACACACUCAAACUGGCCUUCUCUGACGAGCUGUCCGUCACUGACGACGAGGUGGACGAUCACUGUUUCCAAGACCUGGCCGCACAGAUCUCAAAGACCAUGUCCCUCGUACUCUCCAGCAUCGACACCUUUGGCGAACAACUUCAAACAGUUGCCUUCCGAUCACUCUUCCUGCCUGACCUCACCACCUGGAAGUCUCCCGAUCGCUUCCAAAUAGGCCGUAUCGAUGCCACAAGCUGUACAUUCAUACGCAAUAACUAA
This is a messenger RNA of Acytostelium subglobosum LB1, 1380 nucleotides long. RefSeq lists its product as hypothetical. The record is from RefSeq and is a predicted model, not a curated record. The coding region runs from base 1 to 1380 and encodes 459 amino acids. The transcript has a single exon. Lineage: Eukaryota; Evosea; Eumycetozoa; Acytosteliales; Acytosteliaceae.